Molecule: messenger RNA, 329 nt
Organism: Trichomonas vaginalis G3
Lineage: Eukaryota; Parabasalia; Trichomonadida; Trichomonadidae
Product: organellar and viral DNA polymerase type B
Exons: 1
Source: RefSeq, a predicted model, not a curated record
AUGAUUUCAACAAUCGGCACAACAACAAUUCAAACAACAACAGCACCAAACUCUUUAGUCAUGAACCCAACUUCAAUGUUAGUAGAGAUGAAAAGCUUCAUUCCUUCUUCAUAUACUUUUGAAACAGAAAUCCAGAAGAUAAAGCAAGAACUUUUAACAUCUAAUUUAAACUGUAGUGCGAAAGAUGAAACAAAUGAACAGUAUCUUUAUGAAAUGCAGGACAUUAUUGACCAUUUGCCUAAACUACCUGAAAUCCAACAACAAAAACUCACUAUUCCUGAAUUCGACGAAAUUGAAGUCAAAGCAACUGACUCAGUAGAAAUAAAGAA